AUUGCAGCAAAGGAAAGUGAAGGGGGCCGUGUUUAUGCGACGGGUAGAAAUCAGAAGCCACAACAAGGCACCUCGCCACUGAAACUAAGAGUGGGAUUUCCUUAAAAGCAUUCGUCAUGCAUGCCCCACUCCUCCCCUGUGUGACAUUAACAAGCGCUGUGAGAGAGCCGUUGAAGAGUGUCUCUGGAGUACAAAGGGGAUUUAUACUUUCAAACUUCCCUAAAUAUUUUACUUUAAUUCCUUUUUGCAUAAUCUCAGACCCUCAAACUUCUGCUUCCUCGUACGCUGAACGGCUUUCACUUUCUCUACGGAGUGGAGAAUUCACGGGGAAAUUUCGCCCUCGGCUCGGGGGAGUUUCCGUUGCACGGAGUAACACAACAGAGGCGGAGUAACACUGAGGGGGCUCGAGUUAUGAGCGCGGCACGAGUAAUAAUGAGUCAGAGCGCAGAAGGUGCUUGUACAGUAGUAAACACAAGUAGGUGUUGGACUUCAGACUUUGUGCUACUCGUGCUCAGACUUAAACCACAUUGUUCCUAGCAGCUUUUCCCCUCAACAAAGAAAUGAAGUUUGUCGAGCUCGAGGAUUCCAUCAGCCGCUUCAGGUUCGCCCAGUCCUCUUUGGGGUUCGCGGGCUGCCUGUGCGUGUGCUACGCGGUCUGGACCCCGUUCUGGCUGAACGGGAAGGGACUGUGGGCCGAGUGGAACGACACUAGGAGUGACCAGACGUAUCGCAAAGACGACAUAACCUUCAGCGCUGUUGAAGCAGAGAGAGUGUUCGGAGUCCUCUCCUUCAUCAUGGCUGCCAGCACUGCCUCCCUGUGUCUGGUGUUCGCCCUCUGCUGGACGUCUCGCACGGUGCUCUCCUACUCCAACACUCGCUCCCUCCUGAUGGCGGGCCAGGCGCUCUACCCCACCACCCUGCUGCUGCUCACCAUGGCCUCCACAGGCUUCUUCUUCCUGCUCAGCUGGUCUUUUUUCACCUACCAGCACCGCGAAGAAAUCCGCCAGGACUUCUCCAGCCUCGGCUCCUCCUACUGGCUGGGGGCUGUAGGCUGGGUCCUGCUGCUGGUCGUGGAGGGAGUGGUCUUCAUUGCCGAACAAGUCGUCGUGCCGGACAUCAUACCCGACUUGGAGAAGGCCGUGGAGUCGUGGCGGAUUAGCUCUCCGUCCGAUGCCACGCGGUCUUUCAGCGACAGUUAUCACCCCCUUAGCCACAAAAGCAACGAGGCUCUGGGGAGGUUGAUGUCAGCACCUUGACUGGAGAUAAGGACAUAAAAGAGGAAGUGAACCUACACGUGUAAGCUGACACAUUAACACACACGGACUCUAUUUGAUUAAGUGUGUUCGUAAUUAAGUUCUGGCUGCUGGAAAAGUGGGAGAGAGGACUGCAGCUUCCUACGGGUCUGAUUGUGAUGGCCAGUUUCUAGUUCCAGUUCAGCACGGGCGGAAAAGAAGACACACUAAGGCUACUGUUACAAUAUCCUCGAGAAGCGAGAAGUUUGUUCUCGACAUAUCGAAAUGGGCGUGGUUAAUGUGGAAAAACACAAAUGCUCUGUGAGCUCCCAGGUGCUAAUGUUCUAAAUGUGACCGCUAAUUUCCUGUGUACAGGUCGGCACUCGGUGUGCAGGUGCAUGCCAAAUGAACGGCGGCGAUCCGCCAGUUCAUGGUUGUCAAAACGAUCGGCCAAGACCGAAAAAUAAAAAGAAAUCCUCGUCAGUCUCCCACAGAGCUUAGCGCAGGAGGGCCCUGUGAGGACGUCCGGCCCGAGUUUGGCACUUGAGCUUCUCAUGAAGUACAAAUUACUCGGCCAAAACAAACUUCUUAGUUGUUCUUGCAGCCCUGUGAUCGAGAACAAGUUUCUCGCUUCUUGUGGAGUAUGUGUUUGUGCUUGGGUUAAUUCAUUUGACCCAGAAUCCUGGGUUAAUCAUUUGACCUCUAUCUAUCUAUCUAUCUAUCUAUCUAUCUAUCUAUCUAUCUAUACAAGGAGUUGGGUCAAACCAACCCAACCAGGUGUUCAGCUAUAAAUUAACCCACUGACCCAGCGCAAAACAACCCAGCAAUGUGUUUAUAAAACCUCAAAUUAACCUAGAAAUAUGACCCAGCAUGAACAACCCAGAAAUGUGUUUACAGAACCAACCCAUCAAUUUUAAGAGUGCGUGUGCACCAAAUAUAACUACUGAUGUGUAAAACUGCGUUUGCAAAGCUCGCAGAGUUCUGCCCAGGUUUGCUCUAACUCACCUGGCCUGGUGCGCACACCGGGAACAGAUCCAGGUGUGCAGGUGUUCCAGUUCAAACGUACGUAAACGAAACACUGUCGCAGAACUUUCGACUGGUGCUUUUACCUGAAAGUUUCAGUCUUGGUGCAAUGUACUUGAUGAUUGUCAAACCAGUGGCACCUUUAGAUGACUUCAACUAUAAACUGUCGUGUAAAGAGAAAUGAUAGUUUUGUUUUUGUGUGUUUUAUGAGUAAUGUUGUUGAAAUGAACUUUAAAUUGAUUGUAUGUAUUAUAUAUUGUACAACACAUCGUAAAUCUUUCAAAUGGUGCAAACAUGUCAUGUUAUUACUGUGUUUCUGCUUUUUUUAAUUAAAAAUAAAUGACACUGAAAGGAG
Mugil cephalus (flathead mullet) is the source of this 2610-nucleotide messenger RNA. RefSeq lists its product as uncharacterized. The record is from RefSeq and is a predicted model, not a curated record. The transcript has 4 exons. Lineage: Eukaryota; Metazoa; Chordata; Actinopteri; Mugiliformes; Mugilidae. Bases 561 to 1256 code for a protein of 231 amino acids.